This is a messenger RNA of Tribolium castaneum (red flour beetle), 2468 nucleotides long. RefSeq names its product hook (gene hook). Gene Ontology annotation, biological process: cytoplasmic microtubule organization; cytoskeleton-dependent intracellular transport. Gene Ontology annotation, cellular component: centrosome; cytoplasm. Bases 495 to 2375 code for a protein of 626 amino acids. The transcript has 2 exons. Lineage: Eukaryota; Metazoa; Arthropoda; Insecta; Coleoptera; Tenebrionidae. Gene Ontology annotation, molecular function: dynein light intermediate chain binding; microtubule binding. The record is from RefSeq and is a predicted model, not a curated record.
GGUCAAUCUGGGGAAAUUUCAUAUCGGUGAAGAUUGCACCAAAAAUGGUGCUGGCACCAUGAAUAUUACAGUCGACCAGACAAUCGCGCGCAAGGAAACUUAUCAAAAUAAUCAUUAUAAAAACAUCUCCUGACCGUUCUAAUGUGUUUCUAUUACAAAUUAAAACUUAACUGAAUUUUUUAUUCUCAUAUUCAAGCAAUGCGCACACCUACCACCGUGGACGAUCUGUCAUUUUGCGGAUUCUAAUGUUCAUGGGUGCUUCACCGACACGUGACUAAUUUGAACACCAACACUAUUUGUGUUUCUUUCGUGUAUCUGCUCGUUCAGUUUAUCUUUCUUUUUCUACGUAGUGACGUAGCGGAGUUGUUAAUUAUUGUCAAAAUGUUAAGAUAAUGACAGUGACAUUUGACACGACAAUGUAUUGAUAAAUAUGUCUCACAAUUAUAGGGGUCAAUUUUUACAAAUUCUUCCCGUCUAGUCCAUUGAUAAGCGACAUGUCACACGGUACGAUAAAAAUGAAUCCAAGUAGUGGAAUGUGUGAAAGUUUGAUAACUUGGUUCCAAAGUAUAGUGCCAAGUAGAGCUCGAAAUAUUGAAGAAAUAUGUGAUGGGGUUGCAAUGUUAGAAGCUUUAAUACAAAUAGCACCGGUCCACUUUAGCAAAUUAGAACCAAAAAUAAAGCGAGAUGUUAGUUCAAGUUGGAGGCUGCGUGUCAGUAAUUUAAAGAAAAUUUUUGAAGCUAUUAGUGAAUAUUAUCAGGACGUCCUCACCCUCCAACUGCUUGAAGAUGGGCGACCUGAUGUGACUGAAAUUGGGGCCAACAAUGAUCCUGUGCAAUUAUCCAAGCUUUUACGGUUAAUUUUAGGAUGUGCAAUAAACUGCGAGAGAAAGCAAGAAUACAUCACCAAAAUAAUGGACAUGGAAGAAUCAGUGCAACAAAACAUAAAACAAGCAAUUGAACAGCUCGACUUAGUGACUGGGGGCCGUUCUGGCAGUCUUUUAAUCCUCGACAGUGACACCAGAGUGUCCCAGCUAGUCGGCGAACUCGAGGUUGCAAACGAAGCUAAAGAGACCUUGAGUCAACAGUGCCAACAAAUGGAGACCCAGCUCCACAACCUCCUGGAAGAAAACCAAGCCUUACUUGCCGAAAACCAGGCCCUUAAAGACAAAGAAAGCAAAGGUUCCGACCUCCGAAAACAGAACGAAGAGCUCAAGGAGGAACUUUUCAAAGCCGAAGUGAUGCGAGACGACUUCAAAGCGAAAAUCACCGAACAACAAAAACAGAUCAAAGCCAAUCAGGAAAAAAUCGCCGAACUACAACUAGCCGCAAACGACACUUCCCGCCUGAAAGACGAAGUGGACGCUCUGUCGGAAUCCGCCGCCAAGGUCCAAGUCCUUGAAGCAAACCUCGCAUCGUACAAGAAAAAACUCGAAAAGUACGCCGACGCCAAGAAAACGCUCCAGAAACUGGAAGAGAAGAACAUGGAAUACCUGCAGAAAAUCCUCCAACACGAGGAGGAACUGGCGAAAGUGACCAGCUGGAAAAGCCAGUGCGAAACCUACAAGAAACAACUCAUGGAAAUGGAGCAGAAACUGGACGAGGAGACGCAACGCGCCGACAAAGCCCAGUUCAACUGCGAGAAGCUUGAGAACAAGUUGGUCGCUCUCCAGGGUGAAAGAGAGCGGAUAAUCCAAGAACGGGACGUCCUGCGUGAGGAAAUGGACGAGCUGAAGCUGGGCCACCCGAAGAAGGAGGCGGGAGCAGCCAUGGCACAGGAACUCACCCCAACUGAAAUGAAAGAACGGCUCCGGUUCUUAGAAAAAGAGAAUAAGACACUCCGGACGUCUCUGCAAGAGCACGAAGCGAACCAAGCCCUUCUCGAGAGCGCCCUAGCCAGGGUUGAGAAACUGCAACAACAGAAGCGGUCAGCCAACCAGACCGUUCUGAAGCUGGAAGCGCAGCUCGAAGAGCUGAAGAAUAAAGUGGCGAGUGAUGAGCCACAACACGCCGAUAGUUUAGUGAAGGAGUACAAGCAGAAAAUUGCGACGUUACAAGAGGCUUUGACGGUGAAAGAAAGCGAGCUUCAGACGGCGCAAGCCAAGUACACCAGGAAUCUGGAGAAGGCGAGGGAAGUGGCACAACAACUGGAGCCGAAAAGUAACGGCGGAAUUGAUUCUUUGAAUAACACAAGGCAUAUGAAGGAGAUGGAAGAGCGACUGAUGGCUGCGGCGUUUUAUAAGCUGGGAAUGACCUGCCACAGGGAGGCCAUUGACGAGAGGUUGGCCGUUUUGAGCGCCGGCCAAGGACAGUCGUUUCUGGCGAGGCAAAGGCAACCAACGCCCAGGAAACAAAUCCAGAGGUUUAAGUCAAAAUAACGUAAUUUACGUUGUACUAUUUAUCAAUCUGCUAUAUUUUAAUCAGUAUUUUAAUAUAUUGUUUAUCGUAUUGAAAUACAUUUGUUGAAAAAG